Messenger RNA from Colletotrichum fioriniae, 984 nucleotides. RefSeq lists its product as uncharacterized. NCBI's taxonomy places the organism in Eukaryota, Fungi, Ascomycota, Sordariomycetes, Glomerellales, Glomerellaceae. The record is from RefSeq and is a predicted model, not a curated record.
AUGAGCGGUGCGGUAUGCCUUCACAAACAGCGGGGCGAGCAGGAAGAGAGAAUCGAGCUGGCUAACGUGGAAAAGUGGACGAGUGAUCUCAAGUUUGAGACGGAGAGUAAGGGCGAGGGCGGGUCGAAGAUGGAGGUGGAGAUGGGAGCUGCAACUAAAGCAGGGGACCAAGGGGAAGGGGGAGAGAAACGCAGCAGGAAGAGGUCUGCGGACAACGACUUGCCCCCGACGACAAUUAAGAAAUCUCGCUCUGAGCUUCGGGGAGGACAGGGCGGUAGUCCAGGGCGUAUCAAGAGGUUCAUAAGCUUCCUCCACCCCUUUCGGAGAAGACGGACUAAGUCAAAGAAAAGCAGAGAUGCCGAACCGACGACAGCUGUACCGAGCACAGAGGACUUACCGCGGCCAGCAGUAGAGUGCUACAUUUUCGCAGAAGCUCUCAACCCAAGAACCUUAUUCGGCACCGGAAAAGAGGACGUGAGGGCCCUCCACUUCCGCGACGCCAUUGAAGAACUCAUCCAGCUCGUCGAAGACGCGCCGCACGCAAUCACCUCCACGGACCCCCUCAUGCGCGAAUACCACACAAAGCAAUUCAAAGAGAUACAGGCCGUCCUCCGCAAAAUCCCAUCCAUUGCCAUUUCAAAGAAAAUCAUCGACGAAAAGCUCCUGGCGAUCCGGAAAGAGGAGACGGCGAUUCGGAAGGGGUACAUUCGACAUCUCAGGGGGCUGAAGGGGAAGGAGGCCAGAACGGAGCGUAGACAGCAGCUAGUGCGGGAGACGCAGGUUCUGCACCGCCAACUGCGGACCUGCAAUGAGCUGAAUGACAAGAUUUUUGCGUUUGGGGCAGAGGGUGCGGCGAUAUUUGCCGACUGGAUCGUGGAGAUGAAGAAGCGCGUCGAGGGGGAACUCGAGUUUGGGGAGAGGGCGAUGAUGGUGCCGUAUUUGGGCGAGGUUCAGGAACAUGGCCAGGAGGUCUAUUACGUGUGA